AAAAUUUACAUGUAAUGAAAUGAAAGUUGAGAGAGAUGUAGUAAUAAUUUUAUAUAUAAAAGUAAGACUGCUUGGAUCCAUUGAAAAAAAAAAGCUUCUUCACAUUCCUAAGUCUUAUACAACUUUGUUUAUUGUGUCUGCUUUAUUGAAAAACACCAUGUCGAAGAAAACAAUCCUGUCAGUGGAGCUGCUGUGUCCAAAGUGCAGGCAGAAGGUAAUGCAUGUAAUUUCAGAGCUAGUGGGGAUAACGUCCAUCACCCUCGAUCCAUCGAAAAAUACGGUAAUGGUUACCGGCGAAGCUGAUCCGUUUAAGAUCAUUAAGAAAGUCAGGAAGUUCCGUAAACACGCAUCGAUCGUAAGUAUAGGGGCCGCAAAAGAGGAGAAGAAGGAUGAGAAGAAGGAUGAGAAGAAGGAUUGCCGGAAAGAUGUAGUGAUAUACUCUCCAAAGACAUGCCGGAGAUGUGAAGUUUGGUACGUUGUGCAUGAUGAUCUUUACCAUCAUUGUUCCAUUCUGUAAAAUUAAGAUCCCCCCAUAUUCCCAAUGUAAGCUUUUGUUGCAUAUCUAGAAUUCUAGUUUCAAAAUGACAAGUGCCAGAGGAACUUCAUAUCUUUCAAGUAGCUCUGGAUAAGCAUAUUUAGCCUUUUUCGGUCCCUUGUAUAUCAUAAACCUUAUGAUGUUUCAUGGCCAACUUUUAGUAUGUCUAAAAGGUUUAUAUUUCUUUUAUCAAUCAUUUUAUUUUCUGCAAAA
Gossypium raimondii (Peruvian cotton) is the source of this 748-nucleotide messenger RNA. RefSeq lists its product as uncharacterized. The record is from RefSeq and is a predicted model, not a curated record. The coding region runs from base 20 to 517 and encodes 165 amino acids. The transcript has 2 exons. Lineage: Eukaryota; Viridiplantae; Streptophyta; Magnoliopsida; Malvales; Malvaceae. Gene Ontology annotation, molecular function: metal ion binding.